This is a messenger RNA of Sceloporus undulatus (fence lizard), 290 nucleotides long. RefSeq names its product protein NDRG4-like. Gene Ontology annotation, biological process: signal transduction; positive regulation of ERK1 and ERK2 cascade; brain development. The transcript has 4 exons. The record is from RefSeq and is a predicted model, not a curated record. Lineage: Eukaryota; Metazoa; Chordata; Lepidosauria; Squamata; Phrynosomatidae. Gene Ontology annotation, cellular component: cytoplasm. Bases 18 to 278 code for a protein of 86 amino acids.
CCAGUUUAAUCCUUCGUAUGUUUCCCACUCCUUUCAGCCGCAGAGACCUGGAGAUCAACCGGCCCGGGAGCGUUCCAAACGCCAAAACGCUCCGCUGCCCAGUGAUGCUGGUGGUGGGGGACAACGCUCCGGCCGAAGACGGCGUGGUUGAAUGCAACUCCAAACUGGACCCGACUACCACCACUUUCCUGAAGAUGGCGGAUUCUGGGGGUCUCCCCCAAGUCACACAGGUGAGUCCCUCAGCUUCCUCUUCUCUUUGCGCUCCUCUCCGCUCUUGACUGUUUGGAAAA